Messenger RNA from Humulus lupulus (European hop), 1219 nucleotides. Its product is annotated as phenylacetaldehyde reductase-like. Gene Ontology annotation, molecular function: oxidoreductase activity, acting on the CH-OH group of donors, NAD or NADP as acceptor. The transcript has 6 exons. The record is from RefSeq and is a predicted model, not a curated record. Bases 35 to 1015 code for a protein of 326 amino acids. NCBI's taxonomy places the organism in Eukaryota, Viridiplantae, Streptophyta, Magnoliopsida, Rosales, Cannabaceae.
AUAAAGUAUUGUGCUAAUUAUAUAAGGUUGUGAUAUGGAGAAGAUGAUCGGAGAAGGGAAGGUGGUGUGUGUGACUGGGGCUUCCGGCUACAUAGCCUCAUGGCUGGUCAAGCUCUUGCUACAACGUGGCUACACUGUCAAAGCUUCCAUUCGUGAUCUUAGCGAUGUUAAGAAAACAGAACAUUUGGUUUCACUUGAUGGAGCUAAGGAAAGACUUCAUCUGUCUAAAGCAAAUUUAUUGGAGGAAGGAUCCUUUGACUCUGUGGUUGAUGAUUGUGAAUGUGUUUUCCACACAGCAUCCCCUGUGCUAUUUACAGUCAAAGAUCCACAGGAAGAACUGAUUGAACCAGCAUUGAAGGGAACACUUAAUGUUCUGAGGUCAUGUGCAAAAGUGGCUUCUCUUAAGAGGGUAGUUUUAACAUCUUCUAUGGCUACAGUUAUACUCAGUGGGACACCGCCGUCCAGUACAGAUAUGAUAGUUGAUGAGACUUGCUUCUCAAAUCCAAUUUAUUGUAAGAAUUCAAAGCUUUGGUAUAUGUUUUCAAAAAUCUUAGCUGAAGAGGCCGCUUGGAAAUUCGCUAAAGAAAAUGGGAUUGAUUUGGUUUCACUUAACCCAGGAUAUGUGAUUGGCCCAUUACUACAACCAACUCUUAAUUCAACUGUGGAAAUGAUUCUGAAUCUUAUAAAAGAAGCAAGAUUUCCCAACAUGAUUCAUUAUUGUGUUGAUGUUAGAGAUACCGCAAUGGCACACAUUCAUGCAUUUGAGAUGGCUUCAGCCAGUGGAAGAUAUUGUCUAGUUGGAUACAAUAUACACAUGUCUGAGACUGCAAACAUUUUAAGACAACUCUAUCCCACUUUGACCAUUUCUAACGAAUGUGAAGCUUACCCUCUUGAGGAAGGAGCCCAAGUAUCAAAGGAGAAAGCACUAACUUUGGGAGUUAAGUUCACACCAUUGGAGGUGUCUCUAAGGGACACUAUUGAAAGUUUGAAGGAAAAGGGUUUCCUCAAAAUUUAAUUAGCAGUGCAUGUUGGAUCAACAUCUUAUUUUAUGGGCACAUAUGUAUAAUGUAUAAUGUAUAAUGCUAUUAUAAAGUGUAAUACAAAAAUAAGUAACCAAUUAUGUUAUAAAUAUCAUAGGGUAUUAAAGUGUCAUGGGUUUAAUAUGUAGAAACAGGAAAGUGAAUUUUUAAUUUUAUAAUGGGCGAAAUUGGAAAUCAUC